This is a messenger RNA of Phytophthora sojae, 363 nucleotides long. RefSeq lists its product as hypothetical. The annotation marks the transcript as partial. NCBI's taxonomy places the organism in Eukaryota, Oomycota, Peronosporomycetes, Peronosporales, Peronosporaceae. The transcript has a single exon. The record is from RefSeq and is a predicted model, not a curated record.
AUGGUUGUUCGCUCGGUGGAGACCCUCGAGGACAAUAUCGUGAUGAAGUGGCACCUAAAACUUGCGCAUCUGAAUGAAGCGGCCAUGAAGAAGAUGGAGUUAGACGGUUUGGCUGAGGGCAUGAACGGACUUACCAUGGACGACUUCAAGAAGACAGCACUCAAGUGCAUGGCGUGCGAGGAAGCAAAGGCGAAGAGGGUGGCGUUCAAGCGUCAAGUCGGCAAGCGUGCUACUGAGUGCGGUGCGCGCCUCAUGUCCGAUGUCUGCUACGUUGGCAUUCAGACGCGGGGGAGGACCAAGUACUUCCAGCUGAUCCAGGACGAGGCCUCCCGCUACAAAUGGGUCUAUUUGCUCAACAAGAAG